This is a messenger RNA of Panicum virgatum (switchgrass), 716 nucleotides long. RefSeq lists its product as uncharacterized. The record is from RefSeq and is a predicted model, not a curated record. The transcript is spliced from 3 exons. Lineage: Eukaryota; Viridiplantae; Streptophyta; Magnoliopsida; Poales; Poaceae. Bases 112 to 474 code for a protein of 120 amino acids.
AUACGAUGGGCUCUGCACGUUGUCACUCCCCGGUUUCAUCCGAGACGGACACCGAAUUCCGCGAAACCCUAGCAGCGCCGAAGAAGGGAAGGGCGCGCAGGCGGCGCAGCCAUGGCGAAGAACCGGAACAAGAAGAACAAGGCCAAGAAGGGAGGCGGCGGCGUCGCCACCAUGGACACCUCCGAGGGUGGCCCAGUCGCCUCCACACCCGCGGAAGCUCCGCAACCCAUGGAUACAUCCGAGGGGAAGCAGCCAUCGUCGACAUCGACGGUGCUCGGUUCCAUCAACAAUCUGUUAUGUGUCUCGUUGACCAGGAAAAUAAAAAAAGGAGUACAGAUGAAAAGGUCACAGAACGCGAGGAAAAUAAAAGCAAUCGCUCGGGCUGUAUCAAAGAAUGAACAGUCCGAGGAGAAGAUUCAGAAGGCAAAAAGCAAGAAGACAAGGAUUCAGUCUGCCAAGUCUCUGUAUGAUUGAGAGAUUUAGUAGUUGCAGAAUUUUGUGUACCCAAGUAAUUCUAUCUUGUAGAGCAAUCAAAACUGUGUUUCGGGAAGGGAAAAAUAUGCACUUGAAUCUUUAGCCAGCAAAGGUUGUUGUGAUGUGAGCUUCUUAACAUAACCUCUGGAACUGUAUGUGCCAUGCUGCCCGGCGGCAGUACCUUAUCAGGUUUGAUAGUUGUGUUGCAUUCUUUGAUAUUGAAUUUAGUGUCAUUUGACGAA